Messenger RNA from Acanthosepion pharaonis, 1344 nucleotides. The record is from the annotation of a GenBank genome assembly. NCBI's taxonomy places the organism in Eukaryota, Metazoa, Mollusca, Cephalopoda, Sepiida, Sepiidae.
AUGCUAUCUAUUUAUCUAUCUAUCUAUCUGAGUCUUCAUAUCUAUCUAUCUAUCUAUCUAUCUAUCUAUCUGAGUGGUCCGUCACUGAUUAAAAUCUCUUUCACUCUGUUUAUUUAUUUCUCUCCUCUUUCUCUCUCGUUCUUUUUUCCCCUUUCUUUUUUAUUUUUUCUCUUUCUUUUCUCUUUGUCUUUCUUUUCUCUUUGUCUUUCUUUUCUCACUCCUUUUCUUUCUUUUCGCUUUCUUUCUUUCUUUUCACUUUUCUUUUUGUUCUCUCUUUCUUUUCUCACUCCUUUUCUUUCUUUUCGCUUUCAUUCUUUUCGCCUUCUUUCUUUUCGCUUUCUUUUUUCUUUCUUUCUUUUCACUUUUCUUUUUGUUCUCUCUUUCUUUUCUCACUCUUUCUUUUCGUUUUUUUUCUUUUCGUUUUCUUUCUUUUCACUUUCAUUUCGCUUUCUUUCUUUCUUUCUUUCUUUUCGCUUUCUUUUCACUUUCUUUUUGUUCUCUUUCUUUUCACUUUCAUUUCGCUUUCUUUCUUUUUCUUUCUUUUUUCUUUCUUUCUGCUUUCUUUUCUUUCUUUCUUUCUGCUUUCUUUCUUUUUUUCUUUCUUCUUUCUUUCUGCUUUCUUUUUAUUCACUUUCUUUUCUCUCUUUCGAUGUGUCUAGACAAAUGAAUUGGAGGUCGGAAAAUCGGAAAGACACCCCCCGCUCCCGCUCUCUCUCUCGUAGGUUGAUCCUCAAUCUGUUCAUAUCUAUCUAUCUAUCUAUCUAUCUAUCUAUCUAUCUAUCUAUCUAUCUAUCUAUCACAUUCUCUCUCUCUAUCUAUCUCAUUCUCUCUCUAUCUCAUUCUUUUUAUCUAGUUCAUUAUCUCUAUCUCAUUCUCUUUAUCUAUCUAUCUCAUUCUCUUUAUCUAUCUAUCUCAUUCUCUUUAUCUAUCUAUCUCAUUCUCUUUAUCUAUCUAUCUCAUUCUCUUUAUCUAUCUAUCUAUCUCAUUCUCUUUAUCUAUCUAUCUAGUUCAUUCUCUUUAUCUAUCUAUCUCAUUCUUUUUAUCUAUCUAUCUAGUUCAUUCGCUUUAUCUAUUUAUCUAUCUAGUUCAUUCUUUCUCUAUCUAUCUAUUCAUUCUCUCUAUCUAUCUAGUUCAUUCUCUCUAUCUUUCUAUCUUUCUAUCUAUCUAUCUAGUUCAUUUUCUCUAUCUUUCUAUCUAUUUAUAUAUCUAUCUCAUUCUCUCUCUCUCAUUCACUUUAUCUAUCUAUCUAUCGAGCUAGCUAUUGAUCUCAUUCUCUCUAUCCGUAUCUAUAUAUCUCAUCCUCUAAUUCUCUUUAUCUAUCUCUCUAUCCUAUUCUCUCUCUAA